GCUAGCCUAGCUGGCGGCGUUAGCCCCGAGAUCCCAGGCGCAGUAAAAUGAAGCGUUAUUGCCCUUUGUUUUUAAAUCGGACUGGCAGACGUUGUAUAAACGCUGCGAGCUGAUUGAUCGCGCUAAUACGUGAUUUAAAUGGUGGGAUUACAUAAUUCACGGUUAUUUAUUAAAGUAUCAGGCGUUUUCAAAACAUUAUCUGGCUAGUCGGCUAGCUAGCUAGCCAGCUAGCCAGCUAACUCUUGAUUCUCCCGCGAGCCAAAAAAGCGAACACUCCAAAACUUCGCCAACGCAGAGAAAGGUUGAUAGGUCCUGCUAACAUCAACGUUAGCAAACGGCUGUCAAUAAGCUCCCUAUCUUCACUCAAGAGCCUACUCUGAUGUGAACUGAACAAAUAAAUCUGCAGGAGGCAUCCUCUAAGUUGAGAGUCUGCCUCACAGCUGAAGAAAGUCCAGGUGUUUGGGCAUCAAGUCAGGUUUUACUGGCAGUUUGUGUGCUUCUCACCCACCAGCAUGUACAUUGGACAGUGGAUACCUUAGCCAAAACAGAUCCUGGCUUCCCAAAGAUGACAUGGUGCUGGCAGGCCGCAGGUAAAAAAUGAUGGGAGGCAGUGAGACUGUCAGUGGGGACAAGGAUGGGGUCCACACCACUGCAAUACACAUCCCCAUUGGCUGGCAGAGGAGAGUGGAGGGCGGGCAGGUGAUCUAUGUCAGUCCCAGUGGCACUAACCUAUCCUCUCUGGAAGAGGUCAAGGCCUAUCUGUUGACUGAUAGCACCUGCAAAUGUGGUCUUGAGUGUCCACUUAUCAUCCAUAAGGUUUUCAACUUCACUGUGGGAGUGAAGGUGGAGCAGCACAGCCAGCCAUUAGGCAAAGCAGAGCAGGACAUGACCAAACUGUGUAACCACCGCAGGAAAGUUGUAGCGAUGGCUGCUCUGUGUCGGAGUAUGCAGGCUUCACAGCUGCCAUUCGCAAACCUUCAUCAUCCAGAGAUGAGCACUGGAAUGGACAGCCGCGAUCCAAAGCGGGUUCUCGCGGAGCGGGAAGAAGAGGACCAUGGCAUUUACCAUCCCAAACUCCAUCCAGUCCCAGCCCGACCCCACAGCAACCUUCACCCAAACCCCUGUGCCAGCCCCAAAUCCUCCCACCAGUUUAUUUUCCCUUACAAUGGUUCCUCCCCUGUCCUUCACACGGGCACAAACUCUCACCAUCCUCUAGAGGCUUUGAGAAGGCUUCACCAUCCUCCUCCUAUCCCUGCCUCGUCCAGCUAUUCCUCCAGCACCUCAUUCCCAGCUUACAGCCAUGCCCAGAGGUCACCCUGCACCCCCACACCUCAGAACGUCAGUCAAGGUCAAAGAACACCCAAAACCCCAGAGACUCCGGGCUCUCCUCGGCUAGGGCCCCUGUCUUCCCCUCCUUCCUCGUCCCCUAUGACCAUGGGUGGAGGAGGAAGAGGAGCACAGACUCACACUCAUCACCCUCAUGGUGUCAUUGUGGGAGGUUCCCCCCUCUCUCCGUCUUCCUCCCUCUCUCCCUCUCUCCAUAACAUGAACUGUGUGUCUCCUCACCAGCGGUCCCGCCACCCUUCAGCCUCUCCCUCCCCUCUCUCUGAGCAAGGAGGAAGCUCAACACCAGCAGCAGGAGGAGGACUGAUGGGAAGUAACUUGCCUCAGAGGAGGAAAUCCACCUCUUCCUCUCCACAUUCCCCUCUCUCCGGUGGCUCCCCAAACCCCAGCCCCCACUUCCCCAAGUACAAGCUGGAAGACAUCUUGGAGCAGUUUAAGAACUCAGGCAACAGCAGCACUAAUAACCACCACCUCCUUAUCCCUACUAACCCCUCCUUACUGACUAACCAAAGCAGUAGCAACCCUCAUGCUCUCUCCUCAAAGCCCUCAAAGAGUACCAUGAGCCCAACCCCCAGCCCAGGGCCACCAAGUUUUGGGUUGAACUCUGCAGGUCUUUCGAGUUUACCUCUGGGGCCAUUUCUGAACCACCACCACAGCCAUCAGGGAAAGCUGCCACACCCAGCUUCUUUCCCUGCAAGUAGCCUGCUCUCUGCGGCUGCCAAGGCUCAGCUGGCUAACCAGGGCCAGAGUUCAAAUGUGGCUACCAACUCGGUGAGCUUGCCCUCUUCUCUGGAGGUCUUGAAAGAGGCACAACAACAACAGUCAUCAAAGGUAACAAACAGCACUUUACAUAACAGCCACUCUCCCUCUUCCAUCGCUUCGACUAGGCCUCCCCAUCUCUCCCUUGCAGCAGCCUCCUCCGUCCUUUUUCCUCCAUCCCACUCUCUGGCCCAGUCCCUGGCUUCCUCCUUGCCCCACCUGCCUCCCACAGCAGAGCGCAAUGCGUCGCACAGGAAGAGGCAACGGCGAUCUCCCACAGUGCUCAGCAUGCUAAGAGACACCCAGCACCUGGUUAAUGGGCCUCGGCAAACCCCGCCAGGAGACGCCGUUUCUGCUACAGCUAUCAACUUAUCCUCUUCCUCUUCCUUCCCUUCCUCCUCGCACUCUUCCUCUACCUCAGCUGUGCAGAACAAGAAUGCUGUAAUGUUAGAAAACCAUCAUCAUCUCCUCCCAGGGCAGAUGCCAAGGCUCCCUGCUCCCCGACAGAUGGCACACCUUUCCAGGCCUCCUCGACAAAAUGAGGCUCUGGAUUUCACUACAGGCCUGACACCUACACCUCUUGGCUUGGAUCCUCCAACUCAGCCUCUGUCUGCUCUGUUACACCUGCUCAGUGUGCAGAAUGCACAGGCCACAGCCUCCGCAUCGAACUCUGCUUCAUCUCAGCCAGGUUCCGUGUCUGUUGAAGGAAGUGGACCCACUAAUAAACAGAGCCCCAGACGGUCCCCCUCUUCUCCCGCCCCGCAUUCUAACAUCAGGCACCCACAGACUCAGUCGCUGUGCCGAACCAGUAACACUAAUCCUGUACCCUCCAUGCCACAACCGCAUUCUUCUCCUCCCACUUCCUCUCAGUUCAGAUCAGUGCAGUCUCCAUCACAUCCUCGGCCCACUAAAUCAAGUCCUUUACAGAGACAUUCUCCUUCUUCUACAGUGCUGCCCAACUCAAGUUUAGCUUUACACAACAGCCCCUCUCAGCAUGCGUCCCUGACUCCCUCAGACAAGCAUCAACCAACUGAGAAUCAGGGACGAUUGCGGGAAACCUCACCACAGGGCACUGUGGCAGCAGAUAUUGGUAGUAACAGCAUAUCUUCAUCAGUGGACCUGAGUCAUUCUCAAGGCAGUGUUUCUAUUGCGAUACCAAGCUCCCCGAAACCUCUUGAUCUUAGCAACCAUGUCCUGGCCCUUCUCGCAGCAUCUUCCACUGUGCCCCAGGGAGAGAGCAGCUCCUCCGUCCGUACCACUGAUGUUGUGAUGUCCCCCCAAGGAAAUCUCACUGCAGGGCCAGAGGAGCCUAGAUGUGUGGAUCCAAAGGUCUCCAUAGUGACCAAAUCUCCAGCAGCCACCAGCCCCGGGCAUACUAUCUGCUCUCGUCUUGGCGAUACUCACAGUCCUCCUACACCUUCAGCUGUUGGCGACUCAACUGCUCCCUUACCUUUGGCAGAGGCCUUCCCCUUCAUGAACCAAGAGCAACUGCUUCAGCUGCUGUCAUCCACAGGAGGUCUACCAUCCCUCCUGGACCCUGCGGUCUUGGCUUCAUUGCCUCUAGGGGGGCUAUGGUUGCAACAUGCACAGAUACCCCCUGCCAAUGCUUCACCACAACCACCACAGAAUAUUGCAGAGCAGCAGCAAUCAGAGCAGCAGUUACUGAUUCAACAAGAGACACAGCAGCAAAACCAGGAUCAACAAGAGAAACAACAACAGAUAAACAACAAUCCUCUGUUUCCCUUGUUGCCCUUGUUGAGUGGUGCCCAAGGGGAGCUGCCUCUGAACCUUUUGGGCCUGCUUAAUCCGCUCCCAACCCCUUCUCCAGGACAGGAAGCUGAUUUAGGGCUAACAGAAAAACCUAGCCUUCAGGCUCUGCUCAUGGCUUCCUUGUUGCUUGGGCAACAGCAGGCGUCUUUGUUACCUCUCUCUGGGCUGGGUCAUUUGAGCCAGGUCAGCUUGGAAGUUCCUCUCCAGCAGCCACCCACCACAUUAGAGGGCCUCACCCUGGAUAAGACCUCUGGCCUCCUGGAUCCAUCAACCCUAUCGGGCCCGGGGCUCUUGGAGGUCGUCCAGAGCCUUCUCCCUAUUCAUCCUGGAGCUGAGGGCUCUAUUCAAGCCCUGCAGUCUCUGCUAUUUCCCACCACUCUUCCUCCUCCCCCCGCAGCCUUCCUGCCCCUCAGCCCUGCCUUGCUCAGUGCUGCCCUGAGCUCUGCUGAGCUCCACCCACCUCCCCACACCCAAUUAGCUCCUGCACAGCAAACCCAACAUACCCAACCUCAGGUACCUACUGAUGCUGGUGUUGACACCCUCAUCCCCCUAUCUCUCCAAGGCAAGGACAACCCCAUCCUCCAACAGUUACUGCCCACUUUGCUUAACUCUGCUGUAUUAGGAGAUCUUUCUGGCAUCGCAGGCCUCCAUAACAUGUUGGGGAUUGGAGCAGGUUCCAUCCUCCUGCCCCCGGUCCAGACCUCUGCGUUGGGCAUGCCUCUGCUGCAGGGUCCUGAUGGAGCCAUCAACUUGCUCAACAACAUACAGCUAAAUCUUGCACCACCCUCAGAAGGAGAGAAGCCAGUCUCAUUGCAGGAAACACAAAGCCCUGCCCCGCAGGAAGACAUUCCAGCCAGUCAGAUUGCUCCAGAAGUGGUUCCCAGUCCUGCGCCUGCUCCAGCCCCUGCACAAGAGCCCACCCUGCCCCCACAGCGAGUAUCUGAGGGCAGGUCUGUUAUUGAUCCUUACACAUCUUUCAUGGACACGAUUUAUACCUCCUUCCUUCAAGUCAGUGCUAAAGAGCAGGAAGACAGGGCCCACUUGGGGCCAUCUGACUCCACUUCACCCUUCUGUGCCUUACCGCCAGUUUCUUUCCCUGUGGAGCAUCACACCCCUGUCCCAACUCUGCCCCAGGCAAGUGCCCCAGUCUCCCUCAGCCCACGUCGGGCCUGUUCUCUCCGCAACCCAGACUUAUCCCGACUCAGCCUGGAAGCAGCAGUGCAUUCCCCAGCCCAGGGAACGCCCAAACCCACUGAAGACGGGUCUACUUCACCCUUACAAAGGAAACCGGUCAUGGGAGAGGGACAUACCCACCCAGAGCCUCCUCUGCCACCCAUUUUCUUGGAGGAGGCUAAGACAGACUGUACUGGGCCUGCUGCGGCUGUGUGCCCCUACGUGGAGGCAGGAGUGGAUAGGCAGGGGCAUCUUCCCCAGGCAGGGUACCUCAGUCCCAGGGAUGGAUGCAGUGGGAGGCCCAAUGAGGAGACAGCUGGGACAUUGAUGCACACCGAACAGGGAAGGGAUCAAGCAGGCGCUGCAGGUGGAGCCAGAAGAGGAAGGAAAAGGAAACAAACGCUACAGAAUGUGUUAGAAGACUUCAGAGAUGUGGAUGCUACAGCACUAGAGGAAACCAAGGCUACGACAGCACUGCUGAAGCCGGAGAGGUCGGUCCGCGGCAGGAGGCGACGAGGCGCCAGGUCUCAAAGGCAGUGAUUGGUGGAGGGAGCUGUAAGUCAGAGCGGUUCACCAAUCGGAGGCGGCCAGACGCCUCUCCUCUUUCCCCCUCCCAUCUCUCCACCAUCAUCACCACUGUUUAGACCUGUCUUAUUUUUUUUUUUUAUUCAACUGCACUAAUAUUAUGCUGUUGUCAUGUCAACCAUUGUUAUGGCAACCACUAUGAAAAAAAACACAUGGGAGAGAGAUCUAGUCUGAAAAGUUAAUUUAUAAAAACUGAAAAAAAAAUUUGAUGAGAAAUGUUGAGGAUACUUUUUCACUUAGGUCUUCUCUUAGGUCUAGUUCACAAAAUAAUGGUUGCUUGACAUUGUGAUCAGAGAUCUGUUAAUUAUGGUUGGUGUUAGAAUUAUAUCAGUGAGAAAACACAAAAAGAGUACUGUUUUCUUCUCAUCAGUGUGUAACUGUGAGUCAGGAUAAAGCCCAUCUACUUGAACGAUGCUCUCUGUUGAAAGUGUGUCUGUAUGUAUGUGGAUGUGUGUGUCUUUUUAUGUGUCGCAGUAUGUGUUGGACAACAGUGCUAUUGCUGAGCCCUUCACCAUCCGUUAGCUGACUUUAUUUUAAUUUUUUGUACACGAGACCCUGUCUGUUGGUAAGAUAAAGGGCUCUUUGCAGAGACACGCAGCAGUUAUAUUUCACAGAAACAUUCUGAAAGGUUUUCAGUAGGUGCUGGAACAUAAGGAACAGGCUUGAGUUUUUUUCAUAGAAUAAAAUAACCUUUUAUAUGGGACAAGCCAAGGAAAUAAUGUGGGUCACCUUAUCAGAUUUCUUCACACUCAAAGAAAUUAAUCACAAUUCCACGUGUCUUGUGAGAUGUUCUUUUAUGGUUUGUACGUCACUAAUAUUUUUAUGAACUGAGAAAACAUUCAAUUAAAAUGUUCUUUGUGUACAACUUUGAAUCAUGUCAUAACGUGUCAGGGUGCCCAGACAGAUCCACACCAUAUCUGGAACAAUUUAGAAAAAGACUCAGCAUCAUUUGUCACAUUUUGGCAACCCACUUACAUUUCACCUGCUGUCAUUAGUUGAUGUAGAGAAUUACAUGUAGCUGUGGUGUGAUGGAGACACUUUGUCGACACCCAUACUUUGACCACACCGCCGUGAGAUGAGUGUCUGGAAAAAAUAUUGAAUUUUUAACAUUUGCAGGAAUCCCGAGUUUAAACAAAGUACAGUAUGUCCUUUGAUUGGUUGAACGAGUGGCUGGUAAACUUAAAACGCAGAAAGCGAUGACGUCUUACGUGAAUCUGUUAAGUCUGUGUGUUACUAUGGAUUUGGAGUGCUAUCCUCCCUCUGUCUCCUCAUAUCACUGUUUAAGCUCUCCUCCACACACUGCCCUGCCCCAAGAGUACUGGCAUCUCUAGCUGUAUUUAAAGAAAAAAAGAAUAAAGAAAAGUGGAAAAAGAAAGCAGAUUAUGCAAUUUCUACACUUGGAGAUUUGUACAUAUGUACAGUUAAUGUGUUUUAUUUUGAUUUUAUAUUGUUAGAGAAAGACGAGAGAAAACAAUGAAUUGUGAAUUUUUUCUGGGAAUUGUAAUUAAGUAUUUUUCUCAUUCUACCCCUUGCUUUCAAUACUUAUGUUUAAAAAGACGAUUAAAUUGUGGACUGUAGCUUUCUUUUUAUAUGGGAGUUUUUUUUAUUUAAUAUUAAACUAUUUACAGAAAA
Messenger RNA from Micropterus salmoides (largemouth bass), 7263 nucleotides. It is a transcript of the gene mbd6, whose product is annotated as methyl-CpG binding domain protein 6. Gene Ontology annotation, molecular function: chromatin binding; DNA binding. Bases 598 to 5586 code for a protein of 1662 amino acids. NCBI's taxonomy places the organism in Eukaryota, Metazoa, Chordata, Actinopteri, Centrarchiformes, Centrarchidae. The record is from RefSeq and is a predicted model, not a curated record. The transcript is spliced from 13 exons. Gene Ontology annotation, cellular component: nucleus; chromocenter.